Rangifer tarandus platyrhynchus (Svalbard reindeer) is the source of this 363-nucleotide messenger RNA. The record is from the annotation of a GenBank genome assembly. Lineage: Eukaryota; Metazoa; Chordata; Mammalia; Artiodactyla; Cervidae.
AUGGGGAAGAGAUGCUUGCUCAAACUUGCUGCCAUGAUUAGUAAGAUAAUUCAAAAGUUAGCAGAUGGAUUGGCACCAAGUAAGCAUUCAAUAAAGAGAUUUUUUUUCAUCAUGAUUGUUAACUUUUGUGGGAGCAGAUCGCGCCAUGGCUCUGCCUCCUUCCCCGUGACUUCAAAACAUGAAGCUGAGACUUCCUCUCUGGGCCUGCACAGGACAGAUGCAUUUUUCAAACAAGGGCAUUCUGGCCGACCCAUCCCACACAUCCUGGGGAGGAAAGCCCCAAGUCCCUCAUCCAGGCUUCCUAUGAUCUUGGAAGCCACAUUCACUUUCCUGAAUUGGGAAGCAAAUUCAGAAAGAACCUAG